This is a messenger RNA of Suillus plorans, 2616 nucleotides long. RefSeq lists its product as uncharacterized. The transcript has 11 exons. NCBI's taxonomy places the organism in Eukaryota, Fungi, Basidiomycota, Agaricomycetes, Boletales, Suillaceae. The record is from RefSeq and is a predicted model, not a curated record. The coding region runs from base 1 to 2616 and encodes 871 amino acids.
AUGGAAUCGUCGAAUUACUCCACGAAGAGCCCCAUUGUCCUCGCAGUUGAGGGAAGACGAGAUUCUGACUUGACAAACGAUAUUUUGAAUCGACGAUGCUCUUUGAAGAAGAUCAAUGAUACCUUGAAUGUUUGUUUUGACAAGGAAUCGAUACAGCUGCCCGUGCCGGAUCAAUGCUCCGAUGCAUUGCACCUAAUUAUUCACCAUCUCCAUACCUAUCAGAAGGUUACUCAUACACUCAUGCAGCAUUCAGUCACAGUCCAAUCUUUGGCAGUCUACAUUGCCGUCACGCAUUAUUACUGGGAUGUGCUACUUGCAUUCUGCAAAGAAAUCGAAGAUGACGCUCCAGGUUCAAAUAAGACAUGGCGUUCGGCUCACCUGGACUAUCACUUUGCGAUGGCAUUGGAAAACAAUGCAUUUUCAAAGGAGAUGCAAAAAGCGGCGUUAUCUAAGAUCAAACGAACGUGGACUGAUUUCAAGCGCAAGAAAGCGUAUAGGCCUGUUAUGCAGCUGGAUGUCCAAAAGUACCACCAACAACUGUGCAAUGGAAAGAACAUGUGCGGCGACGCCACUGCCGAUCACAAGAUGUCUGUAGAAGACAUGAUCGCUGAAAUAGUCGAAGCAUCUGCAACCAGCAUGCCACUGGAGGUCGACGCAGAGAAGUGCGAGAAAAUCGUUCGGUUCGAUGAUGUCGCCGCGGAACCUAAGAAGAGCACAAAACGCACGACUGUUCGCAAGGUCAAGAUGACAGUUAGACCCAUAGAUUCGGCCACAGCCUCGAGUACAGCCCGUGAAGUUCAAGAGGAUGAUAUCGACGAGACUGCACAUAUGUUUGAGAUGAAGGAGGAUGGACGGAAAUCUCGUAAAAGUGUCAAGGGCGGCCGUUUGCAAAAGGAAGCUCGGGGAAGCACUCUCCGGGAUUCAACUCCUGAAAUGAGUCGAGCGAACCGUGCUACAAGGAAUCUUCGCACACAAGGGAAACGGAACGCUAGUGCUGAUGUCGAAUCCGAGGAGGAGAUGGGAGACGACGACAAGAAUGUCAACAAAGUUACACGACUCUCAAUACAUGACACUGGUGGUAGACGCGUUGUUCAAGAACACGUGUCAUCAUCUGCAGAAGAAAGCGAACCGACCCGUGCUACCAGGGCUGCAAAAGGAAAGGGAAAAAGGAGAGCCAUUGUUGAGUCAGAUGACGAGGACGAAAUCAGCAAUGAUGCUGCACGUGGUAUGCUAGACAUUUUUGAUAGCAAUGGAGGCACACAGCCCAUAAUAGGAGUGCCAGAAUCAACGCCAAUGCCAGUGCGAGAACCAACAUUGUUGGAGUCGAAGACCACGACUCAGAUGGACACCGAAUCAUCUCCAAAGAAAUCCAAUCAGUCCGUCGUAGCAGUCGAUGAGGUGGGCAACAAGGACGAUACCAGCGACGAUCUCAUUGGGUACCCGGAUGAAAACCUCCCAUCUACCCUCGAUGAUUGGGAGGACUGGCAUACCACAGCGUUUCGGAAAGGUAACUCGCACAUGUUUAUGAAGCUCGGCACAUGGAUCCUGCUUCGAUUCAGACAGCUGGCCAAGGUUCCAAUGGAGGAAGAUCCUGACGGGCUUUUGAUUCCUGAUCACCCUGCGAAUUAUCAGAUGGACUUUGACGCUGACUUCCACGAGGCAUUGGGGAUGACACGGUUGUAUUCUGCGGUCGCUCACAUCGACACACACCCUGAAUACCUCGCUCAUAUUUUUCAUGAGAUUGGAAAGGCGUCGUCUGAGGAGCGACUUGGAAAUAGUCAUCCAGGCUUUAGGCCCCUCCCAGAACUCCCGGUACCUGUGAAAAGCAUGGUCUCAAUCAAGCAUUGGCCAUAUUCUAGUAUAGAGGAAUUGGAUGCAGAGGGUGAUCGCGAUGACGAAGAUGUAUCAGGGGCCCUCGGUGAUAUGCUUAUUUCCGGUGCGCCAGUGUCAGCUCCAGUAGUCACUGCAGAUGAGCAUGAUCCACUCAAACGAAAGAGGACAAUGUCCAGUACGCUUUCCCCUCCAAAGGCAGACGGAGGAAGGGGGUCAUCAAAGCGGCCAAAGAACACUUCAGGAACCAUUUUUAUGCGCCAUUCAUCACCGACCACCACAUUCAGUCAACUACGUCCAGUCGACACUAUCGAAGCUGCGUCAUCGUCAAUACCAUCUGACUCUCGCGUCACUCGGGACUGUGGAAUGGACACCACCGCGGACCCUGUUGUUCUACCACAUUUGACACAGGCGAUUCAGCAUCACGAUAGCAUCGGUGAUCGCAGUGACAUUGACUCAAAUAUGCAUAUAUCAUCUCCCUCAAAUUCUCAAGAUGCAGAAGAGCAUAUCGCAGAUCCUGGCAACGACGCCUCUCUCGCUCGCAUCGACUUCAUGCAUGAUUCCAGUGUUGACCAAUUAUUGGAUCCGUCUCAACAAUCUACUGUGGUCGAUGAUAUCAUGGAGGACAGCGAUAUCAUGGAGGGCAGCGAUGACAUCGAGGGAAGCAAUACCGUGGAGGGAAACGAUAAAAAUGAGGUUAUCUUGAGAACAAAGGCAUCAUGGGAUCGUUUGUCGAGAGCUAAGGAUGAAGAUGUGAGGGUUCUUGUUAAGUCAACUCCAGAAUGA